AGUAAAGAUCAGGUCCAAUUCCCUCCCCCCAGACCCCUAAUACUCCCCCCGUUUCCUCGCGUGGCUGUCGCAAAAGAAAAUGCCUUCAAUCACACUCAUUCCUCUCGCCCUACGUCAGGCGUGUUCACUCCCUCAAAAAUGCUGCGGCUCUCGCUGCUCGUCCACUCCUUCGUCGCUCUAUCCUACGCGCGCAACUCAGACGGCGGCACGGUUUGGGCGACGCCGCAUGAUAGUUACUCCUCGUCAAUUGGCGUCCCCGGGUGCAAAGUCAAUACGAAUCGCAUCGCCUACUGGCCGUAUUCGGUCGACUGCAACAACAUCUGCAUCGCGCUCACGUACCAGGACCGCACCGUGCACCUCCUCCGCGUGGAUCAAUCACAGGGUGCCUACGACGUUAGCUACGAUGCGUGGAAUUACCUCUACACAGGCUACUCUGCCACCGACAAGCCCACGGCCGGCGGUCCCGUCGAGAUGACAUACUCCAACGUCGACGCAUCCAAGUGCUCCGAUUUAAUACAUACAAAGAAGAGCAGGCUCCCGCUUAGCGCAGCGAAUAGCAUGAACUUUUUGACAUCGUGCCUCGAUCGGAAUGAGAGUACGUGGGUGGGCGAUAAUUACGUGCUUUAUAAUAUUCUGGACUCGAUAUGUACGCUUGGACACGAUGAGACGUGUGAGUUGGAUUAUCCGGCGCAGAACCAGGCCAAGUGUCCGCAUACGAUGGGCGUGCCGGAUGAGUUGAAGGGGGAGGCGGUUGUUAAUAUUCGGUAUCCUAGUGGAGAGAAGGUGAGUGCUGCUGAUGGGAAGCCAGUGGAUGAGGACGGCGCGAUGGGGUUGAAUAGCCCAGGUGGUAUGAUGUUGGCGAUUGUCGUUUUGUUUUCGGCGCGUCUUGUUCUUGGGAUGUGAUGCGUGUUGCUGAUGAUGGCGGAGGAUGAUAAUGUCAAGAUACCCCUAGUGUUUUGUUUUAUACCCUUUCAAUUGAGUAAUUAAUUCCGCAUCGCCGAUAAAUAACUUAGGAUCAAUUAAUGUAACAAUUUGGUAUUAACACCAACAUAAGAA
Molecule: messenger RNA, 1056 nt
Organism: Fusarium verticillioides 7600
Lineage: Eukaryota; Fungi; Ascomycota; Sordariomycetes; Hypocreales; Nectriaceae
Exons: 2
Coding region: 139-903 (254 amino acids)
Source: RefSeq, a predicted model, not a curated record